Messenger RNA from Morus notabilis, 1312 nucleotides. RefSeq names its product RHOMBOID-like protein 10, chloroplastic. Gene Ontology annotation, cellular component: chloroplast membrane. The record is from RefSeq and is a predicted model, not a curated record. The coding region runs from base 88 to 1050 and encodes 320 amino acids. NCBI's taxonomy places the organism in Eukaryota, Viridiplantae, Streptophyta, Magnoliopsida, Rosales, Moraceae. The transcript is spliced from 9 exons. Gene Ontology annotation, molecular function: serine-type endopeptidase activity.
CCAAAUAAGCAAGAUUCAUAUUUCCCAUAUGCCCAAUGGCAAAUCGGCAGCACUAGCUAAGUUCUUCGAAGCCUUUGAGGAAGGCAAAUGGCAUUCACAAGUAUGAUAAUACGAUCAGGAUCAUCAUGGCUGCUUCCUCACCCAUUUGGCUUUGGCCUACCAGAGCCAAAAGUGGGUCCCACUCCCAUGAAUGUGGUCACGACCGCUGCUUCUCUGCGCCUCGGUCACCUCCUCCGUCGUGGCUUCAAUUCCUACUUUCAGAAACUGGGUAGUCUCGAUCGUGGUCCCAGAUUGAGGGAUUCUUUGCAAUCUGCAAGUUGGGCUUGUUUUUGCUUGUUUGGGGAGGGAGAAAAUGGAGAGGAUCUGGUGGGAAACCAAGGGAUGGCUAAUAAGUCCAAGAUGUCUAAUCCAAGUCCCUUCAAUGAGAGGCGAUGGACCAAUGUACUUCUUGCACUUAAUGUUGUAAUUUAUAUAGCACAGGUUGCAACACAAGGGAGGCUAAUGUUCUGGGGAGCUAAGAUAAAUGAUUUGGUGGAGGAAGGACAACUUUGGAGGCUGGUGACCUCUGCCUUUUUGCAUGCAAACAUUGGACACCUUUUGGUCAACUGCUAUUCUUUAAACGCUGUUGGGCCUUCUGUCGAGAAAAUCAGCGGCCCUGGGAGAUAUCUUGCCGUGUAUUUUGCCUCUGCAAUUGCAAGUUCAACAAUGAGUUAUUUGUUCAGCAAGGAUGCGGCAGUUGGUGCGUCAGGAGCAAUCUUUGGACUAGUUGGAUCCAUGGCUGUGUUUGUAAUGAGACAUAGAGGCCAGGCUGGAGGUGGAAAAAGAGAGCUACAGCACAUAGUGAACGUGAUUGCGCUGAAUAUGGUUAUGGGACUGUUAUCUGAAGGCAUUGAUAACUGGGGACAUUUGGGAGGCCUGCUUGGUGGAGCUGCGGCAUCAUGGCUUCUCGGGCCUGCGUGGGGCUAUGAAUCUCCAUCCCCCGAUGGUCGGAGAAUCUUUUCUGACAGAGCUCCAAUUUUCUACCUGAUCAAUUGGAACAAGAGAUCCUAACGCCUAAGUAUUUCCUUGUAUUGCUGUUUGAUGGCAAUGCUCCGAUUAUCUUCCGAAAUUAGUGGAAAAGCGACGGAACAACCAUGUCCACAAGAAAGAUGGUUCACAUUUCUUUAGGUGUAAAUAAAUGUAUAUUAAGACUUUAUUCAGCAGAUACUGAUUUUACACUAGUUAAACUAGUCCUUUUUCAUCCAAAUGAAUAGAUUACUGUGAACUUGUUACCCUUUAUGAAUGAAAGAAAUGGAUGGUAGUUAUACUGGAA